Molecule: messenger RNA, 3008 nt
Organism: Melanotaenia boesemani (Boeseman's rainbowfish)
Lineage: Eukaryota; Metazoa; Chordata; Actinopteri; Atheriniformes; Melanotaeniidae
Gene: chn2
Product: chimerin 2
Exons: 13
Coding region: 538-1935 (465 amino acids)
Biological process (GO): signal transduction; positive regulation of GTPase activity; regulation of small GTPase mediated signal transduction
Molecular function (GO): GTPase activator activity
Source: RefSeq, a predicted model, not a curated record
UUUAACAAACACCAACUGCCUGGGAUUCUGCUAACAUAAAUAAAGUUGCUUGUUUCGGGCUUGUUUCGUCUUUCACCUGACAAACUUUCACUUUAAGAAGGCGCGUCUACGCUGCGAUGUGUUUAUCACGAUCCUUAAAGUGGCACAUGGAAACAGUAGCUGAUUUGCGCGUUGCACAAACCCCAUGCACUUUCUGUCUCGCGUGAGGGCACGUUUUACCUAGACUGAUUAACGAAGCGCGUUCCCAAAGAGUGUUUUUUAAUUAUUAUUUAUUUUGUUUUUUCAUCUCUGGCGGCGGCACCUUCAGCGUCUGCGGCAGCGUGAGCUCCCGAAGGCGCACAGCGAGCGAGCCUAGGGAAGCGAUCAGCACAUUCACGCUGACGGGUGGUGAUCUCGGGAUUAAAGCAGACAUGGAAUAAUCACCAGGCAGUCGUCAAAGGUGAAGCCCACUGAUUGACAUGGAGGCACCGCAGGGGACGACCUUUUGUAAGCCCACCUUGGCCAAACGGGAGUAACUGAGUCGUGAAACUGGUUGGGAUGGCAGCAUCCAGUAACUCAAGCCUCUCAGGUUCAUCAUUGUCAUCUGACCCUGAUGAUUAUCAGCCGCCCAUAUGGAAGUCCUACUUGUACCAGCUACAGCAGGAAGCCCCAAGACCAAAUAGGAUCACAUGUCCUCAGGAGAUGGAGAACAGACCCAAAUAUUAUGGCAGAGAAUUUCAUGGCAUGAUCCCUCGAGAUUAUGCAGAUGAGCUGCUGGCAGGUUUAGAUGGUGCAUACCUCAUCAGGGAGAGCCAAAGACAGCCAGGGACACACACCUUGGCCUUAAGGUUUGGGCACCAGACCCUUAACUACAGAUUGUUUUAUGAUGGGAAGCACUUUGUUGGGGAGAAGAGGUUUGAGUCUGUUAACGAUCUGGUGACAGAUGCCCUCAUCACUCUCUACAUCGAGACCAAGGCAGCAGAGUACAUUGCCAAAAUGACCACCAACCCCAUCUAUGAACAUCUUGGUUAUACAUCGCUACUCAAAGACAAAAUGGUGCACAGACUGAGCCGUGGGCGCACAGAGCCACGCAGGGUCACCUUCCAGAGGGAUGAAAAGAUCUCCUCACCUGUGGUGCGACGGAGUGCCUUGAAAGACACACCUGAGAAGCAGUGUUCCUACGAAAAGAUCCACAACUUCAAGGUACAUACCUUUCGAGGACCGCACUGGUGUGAGUACUGUGCCAACUUUAUGUGGGGCCUUAUCGCCCAGGGUGUCCGCUGCUCAGAUUGUGGGCUGAAUGUACACAAACAGUGCUCCAAACUGGUUCCCAGUGACUGUCAGCCAGACCUGCGCAGGAUAAAGAAAGUGUUUAGCUGUGACCUCACCACGCUUGUGAAAGCUCACAACACCACGCGACCCAUGGUGGUGGACAUGUGUAUUCGAGAGAUAGAACUGAGAGGUAUGAAAUCAGAAGGACUUUACAGAGUGUCUGGCUUUUCCGAGCACAUUGAGGAUGUGAGGCUCGCUUUCGACCGAGAUGGGGAGAAGGCUGAUAUCAGUGCCAGUGCCUAUGCAGACAUCAACAUAAUUGCUGGUGCUUUGAAGCUCUACUUGAGAGACCUCCCUAUUCCAGUCAUUCCAUUUGACUUGUACUCCAGAUUUAUUCAAGCUGCAAAAAUUCCAAAUGCUGAAUCCAGACUGGAGGCCAUCCAUGAAGGGUUGCUGCAACUUCCCCCAGCACACUAUGAAACCUUACGUUACCUGAUGGCUCAUCUCAAGAGGGUGACAAUGUUCGAAAAGGACAAUCUAAUGAAUGCAGAGAACCUGGGGAUCGUCUUUGGUCCGACUCUCAUGCAGCCGCCGGAGCAGAACGCCUUGACCACCCUGAAUGACAUGAGGCAGCAGAAGCUGGUGGUGCAGCUUAUGAUAGAGCACGAAGAUGUCUUAUUCUGAGGACGGAUGCACGCAGCCUUGUAACAGAAGUGAUGGACAAUUAUUUAUUCUGUCAAAGAGGAAAAUUCAAGCCACCUUGAUUUCUAGUGAAGACUCAAACUGAACUUGAUUAACUUCUUUCUCGCAUGACAGUUUGAGUUUGUUGGUUUGGUGUUGACAUUGUCUUGUUACUGUAAAAUAAAGGUUUGGAUUCUCAGACAAGACCAUAAUUUUUAUAUUAUGAAAGGGUCCUGUAUUUUUUAACAACUUUCAGUGCUGUUCUUUCAUUUCUGUAGUUGAAAACUGUUCCUACCUGGUGUAAACUCAGUCAUCAUGACAGUGCUGUGAGAGCACAAUCAUUGAAGGCCUGGUGCUGUAUAAACUAAGUCUCACAGAUCGGCCAAGUCAAUGCUCCUAUGUGGCAUGUGCAUAUUGUCGGAACUCUGGUUAAAAAUUAAAUGAUGCAAUGUUGAUCCUUUCAUUGUAGAUAAAAUCAGAUCAUGUAAUGAUCCAUGCUUAUUGUGUGUACCACAAAAUAAGAAAUAAGACAACAGGGCGCUCAUGAAGCACUUUUUUGCAUCAAGAUGUUUAUUUUUGUUUUAACUCUGCAUUGUUGUUUUUUUUUGUCACAAUAUUUGCUGUUGAGAAUGGUCUUUUUUAUAUUAACUAUGCGACGGGUUGUGAGAGCAACAGAUUGUGGGUCUGUCAUCUUUCGAUGUAUUAACUGUAUUUAUUAUGUCUUAUUGAAGGCAGCAGCAUGAGUAAAUCUCUCUGCUACACGUCAGUGUUGCAGUUCUUCAGUGAAAAUUCUGUAAUUUGGGAUAUGUCCAAGUGAUAAGGAAAAUGAUUAUUUUAUUGUUUUUUUUUAAUGCCCUCAUCUUUUUCCAUGCCAGUAACAUCGGUCAGUAGAGUAGGACUUUAUUUUGUAAACAUCACCAUAAUCAGACGCGCUAAAAACUGUGCCAAGCAUGUUCCUCUGUAACUUCUGGUUAUUGAAUUCUUUCUACAGAUCCAUUUUAUCAAAACAUAUUUUUGUGACAGUUGGAAUUAAAAAUGUAAUUUAUGAAAUUAUUAUUAAAGGAUGUCAAACUUGA